ACGUGUGACGCAACGUGCGCGGUGACGCAGGGCGAAGGCGUAAGCCGCCAUUGUUGGUCGGGACCAAGGAGACGGGAAGAGCCUUUGGACUUGCUUUGGACUGCAGGAUGGGUCACGGGUUUGGAGACUUGGCCAGGGUGCGGCACAUCAUCACCUACACCCUCUCCCCGUUUGAACAGAGGGCCUUUGCAAAUUACUUCUCCAAAGGCAUCCCCAAUUCAUGGAGGCGUUUCCGUGAGCAUGUUUUCCGCGUUGUGCCCCCAUUUGUGAUAUCGUACAUGAUUUACACCUGGGGCAACCGCCAACACGAAUUGUCUAUGAAAAAGAAUCCUGCCGACUACGCCAACGACAACUAGAUUGAGAUGUCGCGGCAAUCUUCCCUACAGAUCUACACAGAGUAUUUUCACCCAACAAUCUCACCUGCUCACUUGUGCGGGAAACUGUCCAGUCUAUUGAAAUAAAGUAUUUAUUAUACGCUGUU
Molecule: messenger RNA, 481 nt
Organism: Leucoraja erinaceus (little skate)
Lineage: Eukaryota; Metazoa; Chordata; Chondrichthyes; Rajiformes; Rajidae
Product: cytochrome b-c1 complex subunit 8-like
Exons: 3
Coding region: 108-356 (82 amino acids)
Biological process (GO): mitochondrial electron transport, ubiquinol to cytochrome c
Source: RefSeq, a predicted model, not a curated record